Molecule: messenger RNA, 1086 nt
Organism: Closterium sp. Naga37s-1
Lineage: Eukaryota; Viridiplantae; Streptophyta; Zygnematophyceae; Desmidiales; Closteriaceae
Source: the annotation of a GenBank genome assembly
AUGGUUCCCAGCGAUCUUGAUCGCGACGAAAUUCGGCAUUUAACCGCCGCAACCGGCGCAGCGCCUCGAGGCGGCGGCCGCGAAGGGUGUGACUUCGUCAAUGACCGCGCCGCGGCUGCAUCCGCCGCCUUUGCCGCUCCGCAAGACGCGCGGCGGGAACAGACACAGCACGAUGGCGCCGGGCCGGCGUCGCGAGUCGCCGCGGAAACGGCAUCUGCGGCGGAUGUUGAGCAAUGGCUGCGCGCGCUGGAAGAGGUUAGCGGCGCGGCUGACGGCGACAUUUCCGGCGCGGCGCUGGCGCCAGGCUUGCAGAUUCCCUUCGAUUUGCUCCAACAAUCUGCGGACGCCGCGUUGUUCGCUCAGCUACAGAUGCUCUCCUCGCCGCCGUUCGACGCGGCGCCGGCACUUGACCUUCACGACACGGUGGCUCUGAUAGGCAUGCGUGGGGCGGACGUUUCAGGCGCACUGCUGAUCGGGAGCCGCACAAGCCAACCUGCAGUGUGGUCCCCACGCACGAGCUCACUGAGCCAAGCCCAAGCAGGCGCUAGGUCACCGCGGGCAGGAGUAGGAGAGACCGAGACUCCUGGUGACGCGAGAGGCAGCGGGGAUGGAAGCGCUCAGGCACUGGAGUCUCCCCGCAAGGGCGCAUCAGGUGCAGGAGGGGCGACAGCAGCAGCUGGGGCAGUAAGGGCGCCAGGAGUUGAAGCCCAGGCGAUGUCCGAAGGGCGAGGAGGUGCGGGACCUGCCACGUCAGUGGCUUUGUCGGGGGGCGCCGCGGGUUUGUCGGGUGGAUUGUCGGCGGAGGACGACUGGCGGCCGCGGAGUCGAACGCGGUUUGACGCCGAGGCGAUGCGCAAGGGGGAGAUCAAGCCACGGAGCAUGAAGGAGAGACGGCGGAGAGACAAGAUCAGCGAGGGAUUGAGGCAGCUACGUCAAGCCAUCCCAGAAAGUCUGUUGGGUGCACAACAAGACAUGGGCGCUAUGAUCGAAGCAGCAGUCCUGCACAUAAGCAAUCUACAGGCUCGAGUGAGCAAGCUCGAAAGAGGCGCAGCAAUUGAAGAGAUUGUUGACAGAAUGCAGCCAUAA